Homarus americanus (American lobster) is the source of this 2342-nucleotide messenger RNA. RefSeq names its product transmembrane protein 170B-like. Lineage: Eukaryota; Metazoa; Arthropoda; Malacostraca; Decapoda; Nephropidae. The record is from RefSeq and is a predicted model, not a curated record. The coding region runs from base 162 to 668 and encodes 168 amino acids. The transcript has 4 exons.
CAGUAGGUGAGGUGGAACUCUAACACCCGCAUUAUAAUAAGGUCCACUUACACUGUUAUACAUGACUCCCUCCACCCAGCCACACAGUGGUUGUACUUAGGUAUGUGUGGGCCACUCGGGAACUUCAUCAGAACCCCAGAUCUUACCUGACAUGAGCAGUCAUGGAGACAAUGCUAGAAUGUAUGAAGAGGAAAAUGCACCAUAAGGGAUGGUGUUCAGGUGUGGUACUCUUGAAGGCCAUCACAACACUAGUAAUUUGGGGCCCUGUGAAGGCUGCCGUCGCUUACAGCACCCAGCGUGAGACAUCGUCAUAUGCAUAUGCGUAUGAAGAAAAAUUUUAUAGCGAGACACUAGAAUCUUUCCCCGAGUUAUGGCAAAGAAUAUUCCUCUGGGGGUUCUUCUCCUUGUUGUUUAUCCAUGUUGUGUCGGCCAUCAUCGCAUUUUUGAUGCUGAGACGACAUAAAUAUGGAAGGUUUUCCGCUGCAUGUAUAUUACUUAUCGGCAUGUGCACUACUUUUGUGAUGUGUGCAGCUACCAGUGCCGCCGUUGGAUUUGUACUGUACCAGGCCAAGAUUUCUUUACAACCAAUUCAUGCCAUGAUAUGUGGUAUAUCCCAGACUGCUCUAUACAUCCUCUUCUCUUUUUCACGAGUUAUGCCUACUUUAUAAGUUAUGUGGCACAGAAAGGACAUUAUCUUUACUGACUAGUGAAGUGUGUGUGGUAGUGUAGUAUCCUGGAUAUGGAGAAAAUUAGUAUAAAAACCUUAAGAGAAGCAAAGUGAUCAGCCCAGUACUCUACCCCAUAAAGGAAAUUCGAUAGUGUUUUGAGGUAAAAAAGACUCCGUUUUCAUAAAUUAGUAGAUUAAACACAUAAAAAAUCAUGACACUUCUUAGGUGUCUUUUUAAUCCAGAGGACUCGAUUACACAGUACUUGAACGAAGCAAAGGUAGAAAGAUUGGCCAUUGGUUCUUGAUAUAGGGGGGAUGUAAAUAUUGGUCAGUGUCUUGUGUUUGACCAGUGCAUUUAUUUUUCUAAGCACUUUCCUAAUAAUUUUGUUUUGUUUUAAGAGUAAUGUUACAUAUGCUUUGCUUCAUUCUUGACUCUUGUAUGCCUCACUUACAUACCUGGUCAUCAUCUCACUUGACUCAGUUCAUCCAACUUCUACUCUUUUUCCCUGUCCUAAAUCACACUUCACCUUACUCACUAUGAUCUUAUAUUAUUAUUAUUAUUAUUUGUUUUUUCAUCCAAUUCAUAAACUACUGUAGCCACAUUACAGGUACUAACAUGAUUGCAUACCAUAUUGUUUCAUUUGUUUUUUCUUGGACAAGUUAUUAUCAAGUUUUCGUUGUUUCUUCCUUUAAGGUGUACUGCAUCACCCAGGUAGGCAGUCUCCCACCACACUCUAGUAACACCCUUCUUGAUAACAGGUCUUUGUCUCCCAGUCAUACUCUCAUCUUGAUAUACGUGAAUGUUCAACUUUUCCUUUUUUCGGUAUUUCUCCCCUUUAAUUCACCACGACACUUUCUUAAUAUUUCCAACCUCUUAUGUCACUUUGUUUUUCACCCUAGCAUCCACAUAUGAACACUAAACACUAUAUUUCUCUGCAAGUAUCAUCACAGUAAGAACUGAAACUAUUAUUGGACUGUGACACAGAACUUUAACACACAUUUAUAUCUCACACACAUUAGUAUGCCAGAUAUGCUUGCCCUUCAAUAUUCCAGGUCCUAGUGGGCAUCAAUAUUCUCCUUUUGUAUCUCUGAUAAAUAUAUCUUCUUAACUUACAUGUUCAGUACCUCAAGUAUUUUAUGUUCUCUUAACAGAAGAACCAGAGAUGAUAUUUUUAUGAUAUUUGUUCUCCAUAGAAUUAAUAUUGCUUCUCUUUUCUUAUUCUUUUUCUUUCUUAUGUCCACAUUUACUCAGUAUCUCCUCAUGGAGAGUAACAGCUGCAGUAUUUUACAUCCUCCAGCAGGAAGAAUCAUGUGUUGAUCAUUCUAGUACAGAAUAUUGGGUCCUAAUUGUAGCGUGAUCAUCCUCUGAGAGUUGUUUAUAAUGCCUUGUGAUGACAAUGGAUAAUUCUAGGUCGAUCAGUCACUCAGAGAGUUAUAAUGCCGAGUGAUAUUAUUGCCAGUGUUAAUUGCCAGCAUUAGUUUCAUGCUUCACUUACAGUGCCUGAACAGUAGACAGUCUGCUUCUGUUUUCAUGUUUUAUUUAUUGCCAGUAAUAUUAAUCAACAUACAAUAUGUGAAAUGUAAAACAUUGUAAUUUUUGUAAUUUUCUAUGUACAUAGGUGUAGAUAUUUAUCAGAUAUGUACAUCAUUUGAUGUAAAUAAAGUGUUAAUUGUA